AUGGCUGCAGCUUAUCACAUGGAAGCUUUGAGAAAACAGAGGAUCAUCGAAAGAAAGCACGCAGCUUUGGCGAGGAUCACAAUAUGUCAGGUUGGAAUAUUGUCGUGAAGCUUUAUCCGCCGUAUCGUGUCAUCUGUGUUUAUGGUGUUUAACUAUAGCGUUUUGGUGGAUGUUUGGUGUUAAAAUUAUCCCGCAUCUUUGUUUUACAUUCCUUACUUUAGUCCAUAACUGCACAAAAUGGGCAAGGUUCCUAAUAUCUCUUGAGCAUUGAAUCUUGAGCAUUGUUUAUUAAGACUCGUACCGGCGUUAAAUCGAAGGAAUGUCAAAUUCUUAAUGAAUUCUUUGAGUAUUAGACGCCGCUCUGAUAUACACGCAAAUAGCUAAAAUAUGAAGAAUUAAACGUAACUAGCCUGUCGUUACGUUGUAUUUUCAAAGACCUUGGAACUUCUCGCCUUUAAAGUUAGAAGUGAAAUUCCACAAAAAUUCAUGGCAAAAAGUUGACAAAACUUCUCAGCUUCGCUUCAUCGCACCGAACUAUGGUAAGCCAGCGACUCCGAACAAUGCAUAUUUUACAGAGCAAAGUCAAAGCGCGAAAUCGAUCUUGUUGACACGAAAAUAUGAACGUCGAGACACGAAUUCCUGAGGCGGAUCGAAGCUUUCCUAACUGUAUCAUUCAUUCUUUCUAGCGCCGUGGGCACGAAUUAAGAUAAACUAAAAUACAAAGAUGAACUAAAAAUAAUUUACAAGAGAAUUUCUCAAAAUAUGUAACUUGGAAAUUAAGAAUGUAUAACAACAUUUUUCUCAUAAUUGCCUAAAAUAUGCUACCAACUAAAACUAUAGAUACAUUAUACAACUAGAAAUUAAAAACUGUUUAUGGCGGUAGGACUAAAAUUAGAAUAAUUAAAAACUGUUUAUCGUACCGUAGGACUAAGUUGAACAUAAGUUAAACCUGGUUCUCAUAUGCUGCCGAUGCACCUAUGACAUGGCCGCUGGUACUGCCUGGGACACUGUUCCGAUAUAGAACAGAAGUGGCGGGCAACAUUGCUCAUCCAAGUCUUUACCCCUGGUAUGCCUGCAAAGUUUACGCAAGUUCAACUUCGUAGGCAUGCUGGCAGUAGAGCUCUGCGAUGGCUCUAGUUGCUGGUGGCGUAUAUUCUCAUUUGUCUGAGAAGGGUCCCAGGCGGUGCCGGCGGCUACUUCACAGAUACAUCGGCAGCAUAUGGAAACCAGGCUUUACAGUCUCUCCCAUGUCCCUCUACAACAGCAGAUAUGUUUUUUUUGCAUAUCAUACUUUUGUAUCAUUUAAAUCCCUCAAAGAAUUAGUUGUUUAACUGAUCAAAGUAUGUUUCUGAGGUGACCAUUCUGUUAAUUCUCACAACGUUUUGACAAUGUAUUGAUAUUGAUAGGAGAGAAUUAAUGUUGGCCACUGUUAAAGACUUAAAGAGGAAUCUUAAAGCAAAGUUUGGAUCUCUUUUAAAACUCAUCCUAUAAAGAUGCUAUCCUGAGAAAACAGUCAACAUUUCACAGAGUCACCUGGUUUCCCCAUGAAAUGACAUCUCAGUGGCCUGCCCCCUGCCCCCACCCCAAACCAAACUGACGCCCAAAGUGCCGAAAAUUGAGACCGGGCACUUCACUUAUCUGAAGGUCUGGAUCUGCCACUGCAUCUGAGGAACGAGCAUAGAAAUUGCAUACUGAUGACAUGUCACUAGUACUACCAAGAUCUGGGUAGUGGUUUUGAUUGGAUGAAGCAAAUUUUCAGCCAAUCAGAAGCACUACCUGGAUAUGGGUAGUGAUGCAUCAUCAGUAUGGAAUUUGUAUGUUUGUUCCUUAGAUUUCAUUUUUCUGGGAAACCGGUGGUGACGCGUGAAAUGUUGGCUAUUAGAGGCCUCUUGUUUUUGCUCAAAAUGUAUCAAUGGCCCCAAAAUUAAUCAUUCUGUCAUCUUUCUGCCUCAAUUCUAGGAAUUGGAACUGGAAAGAAAAAGGCAGCAGGAGGAAAGAAACAAGUUACAAAAAGAUGAAAUGGAAAAGGAGCGGGGAAAUAUGAGAGAAAAAUAUUUGAUCAGUAUGGGGCGCACAGGAAGACCAGGUGUCAUAAAUGCCAACUAUGUAAACAUGAUUGAAGAACACAAGAAGAGUAUUUCCCAGAGAGAUUUACGCCACCAAGAAAAGAUUUUGCGUGACAGCUGCUUGUACAUGGGGCAUGUUAAUGACAAGUUUUUGGCAUGA
Messenger RNA from Porites evermanni, 2226 nucleotides. NCBI's taxonomy places the organism in Eukaryota, Metazoa, Cnidaria, Anthozoa, Scleractinia, Poritidae. The record is from the annotation of a GenBank genome assembly.